GUGCAUAUGUAAUUUAACAUUUUUCUUUCUCCUCUUUCUCUCUCUCUCCCGAAUCAAGAUGAUUGCAAACAAAGGAGGCGGUGGCGGUGCUGUUGUUGCUAACAUAAGACAACCGAUCAGCUCAGAGUGCUGCAUGUGUGGUGAUUAUGGAAUAUCCCAAGAGCUUUUCAGAUGCAAAAUCUGUAAAUUCCGAUCUCAACACAAAUAUUGCAGCAAUCAGUACCCUAAAGCCGAGUCAUACAAAGCCUGUAACUGGUGCCUGAGUCAGAAACAUGACUCCGGCAACUCAUCCAACUCAUCAUCUUCGUGCAGAAACAACUCCAGCGAUAAUCGCCUUGAUCAUGCCAUCAAGAACAAGAGAAACCCUAAUGAUACUACAAUUGGGCAUGGAGGUUUGAGGGAAAGGAGGAGGGCUUCUGAUAUACAGUUACCAAGCCCCGCUCCGAUCAAGAAACUGCAGGGAUCCUCGGCGGAGGAGGAGUCUCCGGUGUCUACGGGCCGGAAAAGGGUCGGCGGUGUGGUAGCGGAGGAGAAGCAUCAUGUGGGUUUGAGAAAGUCAAAGUCAGCGAAUCAUAUAUCAAUUGGUGGUGGAGGUGUAGGUGGAGGUGGGAUCAAAACAAGACAAGUAUUUAGAAAUAAGGUGAGAAGGUAUAAACUAUUGGAUGAGGUUUCAAGCCAAUGA
This is a messenger RNA of Lactuca virosa, 682 nucleotides long. NCBI's taxonomy places the organism in Eukaryota, Viridiplantae, Streptophyta, Magnoliopsida, Asterales, Asteraceae. The record is from the annotation of a GenBank genome assembly.